Lates calcarifer (barramundi perch) is the source of this 708-nucleotide messenger RNA. RefSeq names its product ubiquitin-like protein 5. Gene Ontology annotation, molecular function: protein tag activity; protein binding. NCBI's taxonomy places the organism in Eukaryota, Metazoa, Chordata, Actinopteri, Centropomidae. Gene Ontology annotation, biological process: protein modification process; mRNA splicing, via spliceosome. Gene Ontology annotation, cellular component: nucleus; cytoplasm. The transcript has 5 exons. The coding region runs from base 140 to 361 and encodes 73 amino acids. The record is from RefSeq and is a predicted model, not a curated record.
GAUACGCAAACCAUAUCAGCUUUACGGUAAGCAGGACAGAGAGCGUUCCAGAAAAUAUCAGCGCCAGGAAGAUAUUUGUAAUUUUGUGCGUUUUAAGCUCCGUUUGUCUCGUUUGCUUUCCAGCUGACAGGAACUGAAGAUGAUCGAGGUGGUCUGCAACGAUCGUCUGGGCAAGAAAGUCCGGGUCAAAUGCAACUCUGAGGAUACCAUUGGAGAUCUGAAGAAGCUCAUUGCUGCCCAGACAGGAACACGGCACGACAAGAUUGUAUUAAAGAAAUGGUAUACCAUAUUCAAGGAUCAUGUGUCUCUGGGUGACUAUGAAAUCCAUGAUGGCAUGAACCUGGAGCUGUACUACCAGUAGACCACAGAAGGACCACAGGACCACAAGACAAUGCUACACAAACUGCACUCUUCAUUGUUACACAUACACACACAGAAUUGACACAAUCGAAACAGAGAAGGAGCUUAAUCUACAGAGCAGAUAUCUCUCACACACACACACACACACACACACACACACACACACACACACACACACACACACACACACACACACACACACACACACACACACACACACACCACACACAACAAAGACGGCAGUUUUAGCUUUUAAUUUUCGCCCAGAAAUUAUUAUGUGAAAUACAUGUUGUUCUACAAAUAUUUUGUUUUGAUAUUUUGGAAGUAAAGCUGAUAUUUACCUACCUA